Messenger RNA from Perkinsus marinus ATCC 50983, 687 nucleotides. Its product is annotated as enolase, putative. NCBI's taxonomy places the organism in Eukaryota, Perkinsozoa, Perkinsida, Perkinsidae. The transcript has 2 exons. Gene Ontology annotation, biological process: glycolytic process. Gene Ontology annotation, cellular component: phosphopyruvate hydratase complex. Gene Ontology annotation, molecular function: magnesium ion binding; phosphopyruvate hydratase activity. The record is from RefSeq and is a predicted model, not a curated record. Bases 1 to 687 code for a protein of 228 amino acids.
AUGCAAAUCGGAGCCGGGGUCUAUCACAGUCUCGAGAAGGUCACUAAGGCUAAGUACGGUCAGGUCGCCACUAAUGUUGGUGACGAGGGUGGAUUCGCGGUGCCUGUACAGGACAAUAACGAGGCCUUGGAUGUGCUCAUGGCGGCUAUCAUAGAUGCUGGUCACGAGGACAAUGUCAAGUUGGGAACUGAUGUCCCAGCUUCGGAAUUAUACCUUACCGGGGACGGCAAGUACGAUCUCGAUUUCAAGAACCCAAAUAAGGACAGUUCUCAGCAGAAGAGUGCUGAGGAGAUGAUCGAAUAUUAUAAGAACUGGUUUAACUCUUAUCCAUCCGUCUCAAUCGAGGAUCCCUUCGACCAGGACGGUUGGUCGGCUUACAGCAAGUUCGAAGCUGAGUGUGGUGGUCAUGUCCAAAUAGUCGGCGAUCAUCUGCUUGUCACCAACCCUAAGCGCGUCAAGGAGGCCAUUGAAGAGAAGGCAUGCAAUGCUCUCCUGUCGAAAGUCGAUCAGAUCGGCUCGGUUACUGAGGCUAUUGAGGCCAGCGAUGUGGUAGCGGCCCAAAUCAAAACUGGCGGCCCGUGCCGUUCUGAAAGACUGGCCAAGUAUAACCAGCUCAUGCGCAUCGAGGAAGAGCUUGUCGCGGCGGCUGUUUAUGCUGGGAAGAACUUCCGUAAGGCUGCACAGUAG